CGCCCUGCUGGCAAUGCCCACUCCUGCUCUUCUCAGGCUGCCUUGCGCUGCCCGUGCACUGAGGAGGCAGCCGGUGUGGGGUCUGGUGCAGAGCGAGGAGUCCACUCGGCCCUGGCUCAGAGGGAGGCAGCGUCCCCACCGCUAGGACGGGGAGGGGAUGGAGAGGAGCUGCUCCCCUGCCACUGCGCAGCUACCUCGACAGUUCUUGGGAGCUUUCUGCCCUUGUCUCUCCAUAGGUGGUCUGCACUCUGAAGGAGUUCAAUGAGUACAGGCAGUAUCUGACCGCACUCAAGCUGGAGGCUGAGAAAACCAGGAGGAAAGAAGAGGAAAAGCUUCAGCAAGAGCUCUCCAAGUUAAAGAAACUUGACCCCAGACUGACGGCAGGGAUUGACAGUUCUUGCCAGAGCUCCUCCAGUAAUGUGUACUUGGUCAUGGGACAGAAAGCCAGCCUACUGGAGCCUAAAAAACCAGCUGGCCCGCCUUCCUGCAAAAGCAGAAGAAACCCUCUCCGAUCUGGCCAGUACAGAAGGCUGAAAGCAGCUCCCUCCGGACUUGAGUUGGGCAGGGAAGAUGCCAAGCUCCCUGGGAGCAUCCAUACUGUGACUGAGUCAGAGAGAAAGUCACCUGUCCCCGCAGACGGUGUAUUCAAAGCUGCCUCGGAAGAACAGGCUGCUAGAGAAAGCCAGAGGAUUGAAGAGGUGGCUCGGACUGUGGUGCGGCAAGUGUUUGAGAGGGUGCAGGCACUGGACCAGUCUGCCCGCGUCUUAAAGAGGGCUCCCCAUAAGAGCCGAGAAAGACUGUGUGGAAGUGCCAAAAGCGCAGAGCCUUCAGAGACAUCUCCUCUUGAUAAAGAGCAGGAAAUUGCACUGCUGGCUGAGAAGGUUGUGGCGAGUGUGAUGAAGCUCUUUGAGAAGUCCUGGGAAUCCGGCAUGCCCAGUGCAUCUGAGCCAAGGCCAGCAGCCAGGCAGAAGGAGCAGCCCGUCGCCAGGAGAGCCUUCCAAGUGGGGAAGUUGGAAGAAAAGAAAUCAAGGGAAGCCUUUGAGGAAGAAUCCUCGCAGGCUUCCCUUGACAAAGUCACCAGAGAAGCCGUUGGAAGUGUCUGCGACACUUUGGAAUCCUUUGUAGCUUCCCGGUUUGAGCAAGACUUCAACUGCAAAUAUUCUGAAAUCGUGGCGCUUCCCACUGUCAACCUCUCUAACAGGAAGCCACAGCCAUCCCAGGUGUGUCUCUCAAGACAGGGCAUGAGGGAAGGGCAGGGACUACCAAGAGCAUCAGAAGAGCAGAGCCCAGAAGCAAGGCAGAGAGAAAAGUUGCCCAUGAUCCAACCAGCGCCAGACACUGCUGGGAUCUCACGACUGAGUCACAGGAUUGUGAGGGAGAGCAUCCAAAAGGCUGUCUCCGAAGUUCAGCGCCUGCACACAGAACUGCAGGUCUAUGCCAGAACCAUUGUCCUUAAUGUGGUUGAAAAAGCGAAGGACAAGUUGGAGCGGGAAAUGAAAGCAAAGGCCUUAGACACCACUUCAAACAGCAAAACGGUGGCAAGUGGGAUGACGCGCUCGGUAUCAGAGCAGAGCUCUCAGCCUGGGACUGCACGGAAGCUGGAGAAGAACUUGGGAAGGCGUGUCACCAAACAGCCUGUGCCAAGCAAAGGGAAGGAGAGCUGUCCCUCGGAGCACCUCCGAAGAUCACCUGAUCUCCUCCAAGCUGUCCAGCGAGGCUCUGAGCAAGGCGCCCCCACAGCAGGCUCUUCUGCCCCCCUAGGGGAAUCCCACAGUCUGCGGAGGUCAGAGAGCACCACAGGCACCAUCCCUUCCAUGGGCCCGCAGUUUGUCAGGCAGCCCGUUCCUCCAUCUGUUCCAAAGCACCCUGUCCAGAGAGGAGCGCGGUGCCUACGUGUGCGUGUCAAGCCUAUCCCAUUCAAGCCUCAGUAGCCUGAGGCGGAAGCAGAGAAUAAAGAGUUUACGUCCAAGUGUUUGCUUGUGCCUACAUUUAUUCAAGCCAGGUGUACUGGGUCUGGCUGGGAUGUUAA
Messenger RNA from Cygnus olor (mute swan), 2029 nucleotides. RefSeq lists its product as uncharacterized. NCBI's taxonomy places the organism in Eukaryota, Metazoa, Chordata, Aves, Anseriformes, Anatidae. Bases 432 to 1931 code for a protein of 499 amino acids. The transcript has 2 exons. The record is from RefSeq and is a predicted model, not a curated record.